Molecule: messenger RNA, 219 nt
Organism: Gongylonema pulchrum
Lineage: Eukaryota; Metazoa; Nematoda; Chromadorea; Rhabditida; Gongylonematidae
Source: the annotation of a GenBank genome assembly
CUGAAACGUGCGCCGGUAGAGGGAUUUUCAGCGGGUCUUCGAGGUGAUGCGGAAGACAUCUACAAAUGGGAAGUUGUGGUACUUGGACCACCGGAUACUCCCUACGAAGGUGGCGUGUUUCGCGCGACACUCGAUUUCCCGACGGAUUAUCCACAACGGCCACCAAAAAUGCGAUUCGUCUCCAAAAUCUGGCAUCCAAACAGUGCGUCUUCUGGAUAA